AUGGUUGCCGGCCUUACCAUCCUCCUCAGCGUCGGCUGCCUCUCCAUGGUCUCCGUCUUCGCUUACUUUUGCUUGGCCAUCCUUUGUUGCACAGCCGCGUGGCGUGUUUAUUACGACCUCGUUGGAUCGAAGAAGACUGAUCCAUCGUCAGUACCCCCUAAACCCUUCAAGUAAGCUCGUUGUCGUUGGCAAUUGAUUCUGACACCAACUAAGCUGAUGGGGCUUAAAAUAUCCCGUCUGCCAAAUAUUCUAUAUUUCUGUCGCGUCCUUCGUCAAUUCAAACAGGCCACUGAUUCAGUUCCGAAAUUUCUUUGGUUUUUGAAGGUUAUUUUACUUGACUUAAUGAAUCACCGAACUGGGUCAUGCAAAAGACGCCUCGGUGUCGCAAAACUGCCGUUUAUAACAGUCGAGGUCUUUGGCACGGAAAUUCAGUGUUGCCUUACGAUCCGAGUUGAGGGGAAUGGGUUGUCUGUUAGCCUAACUGCUGGCCACCCGGCGCGUCCACAGGUGGCGGAUAGUGAAACGGCCUUCAGUGAAGGUUAGCCACAAAAUAAGCAGACCCAGGUCUGACGAAUAAUCAGUCGCGGGCCAGCAGCGACAGUGCUGCCAGGGCUGAGGUCUGGUAUGCUGAAAGUCUUAUGAAAAUGCCGCAAAGCCCGUUGACGGCACUGUGACAUGGCGACCGUGAAUCGCCAUUAAGUAAGUUUGUCUGUCACCGCUCCUUUUGGUUGAGCUUUUAAGCUAAAGCGCUAGAGGAGACAACAUUGAACAAACAAUCCAAACGGCGGUUGGGGACCUGCAUGUACCCAAAAUUCCCAUGGAACCGUGAAAUAUGUCGGACAACAGUAUUACGACCCAUGCCAGGGCGCUCGUGGGAACUGACGAGCUCCGCAACCCUGGUGCAGUUGUGCGGGCGAAUAGUCUGUAAGCUGGACUGCUCAAUCGGGACGGACUCUUGGUGCUGGAUGCUGGAGUGUGCUAACGUUCCUGUACCUCGGUACUCAAAGUCUGACUGCGCACAGCCGUAGUCGGUGCAACGUGGAUGUCUGCUGUCUGAAGCCCGACUGCCUGACUCAGGCUCUCGAGAAAUAAAGAUCCCUGGAGUCGAAUCACACUUCACACUACCACAGCGGCCCACGCGACUCUUCCGGUAGACACGGUGUGGCUGUCGCUUUCUCGCAACCAGCGGACCUCGCCUGAUUUGCUUGGGAACCAGUCAACGACCGGAUGACCUACGUGCGACUGAAGGAUCACUUCACGAACAUCUCAAUUGUCUCUGUGUACUCACCAACUUCAGCUGCCGAACAGCACGAUGAAGAGGCGUUUUACUCGCAUCUACAAGCGUUACUUGAACGACUCCCUCUCCGCGAUCUGUUGAUUGUUGCCGGGGAUCGGAAUGGUCUGACUGGACCUGGCGACUCCAUAAACAGUCAUCUUCUUGGCCACUUUGGGCUUGCUUCUCGAUGUGAAAAUGGCGAGAGAUUGCUGAACUUCGCUGGUCAGAACGGGCUGGUUGUCACCAACACGUGUUUCCAGUAUCGCGAAGAACACCUGCCGACCUGGUAUUCAAACGACGGUAAUUCUGCCAGUCAGAUUGAUUACAUACUAGUCAGCUGAAGAUUCCGCGGCUGGGUUCCAAGUAGCAGAUUGAUGCGUGGUGCCGAGACUGGUAACGCCCAUGGGUCGGACCAUGUCCUCGUUCGUACACGCUUGAAAAUUCACUUCUCAUCCGUGCCAAAAAUGCCGCGUCCUAGACUCCUCGGUGUCGCAAAAAUCCGGUAAGCCAGCAUUGCAGAGGCCCUGAGCAGAGAAAUCCGGUCUUGUUUUACGACCCGAGCCGACGGGGAAGGCAGUAACCAGCGGUCGUCACUGAAAACGUCAGCAUAUGGGGCAGCUGAGAAAAUCAUUCGAUAUACCCAACGACGCCGCAGUGAGUUGAUCAGCGGAAGAAUCCUGCAGUUGUCUGCUCAGAUGGCCCGAGCCACGUCCCGUAAUGAUGAUUCCUUCCGCCAGCUCCGAAAGAUAUCUGCAAAGUCAGCCAGGGAUGACCGGAAACCAUAUUAAGCCGAAAUAUCGGUCGCCACGAAUUGGCCUCGUGCGUUGGUGACACCCGAAAACUCGACCAACUUAUCCGCUAAGUUAGUAGUAAGCCCUAUGUACUGAAUGUCUGUUGCGACUUGAAUGGCGGCUUUAUUGCUGACAACUCGCCCAAAGUCGAGCUCUGGCGUGAGCACUUCGAGCACCAUCUUAAAGUCGAUACCCUACCCACCACGUCCUUGUCUCCUUUGCAGCGGAGUUUUUCCCUCUCCAGCUUAUGCAGUGCCAGUGUCGACGCUCUGGCGCCCUGACUCCAUGCAGCGAUUGAAUAAUCGUGGAGAGACGAGGUUGUUCCUGAUGACUGGGGCUCAGACAUCCCUGUAACAUUCCUCAAAGACGAAAAUAAGGUAAGAUGCGAGAACUACUGCGGCAUAAGCCUCAUGGACGUUGCUGCAAAGAUCUUCGUGAUUGUCCUACUCAGGCGAUUCCAGGCUGUGCGUGACUCAAGGACGAGGCCCAACUAAGCCGGGUUUCGUGCUGGACGAGGGCGUGCGAAUCAGGUAUUCACACCGAGGCACAUUCUCGAAUUUCGUCGUGGCUGCCAGCAACCGACGGCCGUCCGCUUUGUUGACUUUGCCGCCUCAUUCGAAUCCGUUCAUCGUCAGUCCCUGUGGGAGAUAAUGGCACUAGAUGGUGUACCGCCCAAAAUCAUUGCUUCCCUCUCCUUAGCUGAAUGAUGUUACUCAUUUGGAAAAAGGCUACGUGCCAUUCUGAUUCAGUAUGGCAACGAUUGCGACGUCUGAAGCAUCAGUCUCGACAACUAACGGGGUAUCGCACUGACCAGUGACCAUUGUGUCCUUUGCUAAUUCCUCCCUAAGAGCCUCAAAUGCAUCCAUUACCUUCGAUGGUAAAGGCAAAGUUUUGUUGUGAAUGAGGAGAUGAAUUUUAUCUGAAAAGUGAGAUACCCAUCGUGAGUAGUCUGCAAACAGUCGCACAGUUCGUUGUUGGGACUUAAGAUCAUGCGGAGGAGCCAUUUUACGCAAGAGCCUUAGACGAACCAGAUCCAGCCUAGCGUUGCCCAUUGGAUGCCUUGGAACCAGGAAGUUUGGCUCGUUUAACACCAUUAACACUUGGCGUCCAUGAAUGUUAGUCCGUACGUUUCGAUCACGCUAAGGAAUUUUCGAAGGGUUGGAUCAUGCCCCGCGAGGCCGUCCCCACAAACACUGAUAUUGUCCACGUAGACGAAAAUAUUCUUUAGACGCUCGCGUACAAUUAUGUCGUCGGUGAUCUGCUGGAAGCACGCAACCCCGUUGUUCACACCAAACGGGAUACGACAAAAUUGCUAUAAACGUCCACAAGCUUCAAAGGCAGUGUACGAUCUUCCCUCUAGCCGGAUGGACAUUUGGUGAUAGGCCUUCUUGAGAUCAAGGGUGCUGUACGUGUCGUAGUUUGCAAUAUAUAUUCAAUCAUUUCGUCUAUUCUGGGAUAGAAGUAGGUGUCUAGAAGUGUGUAUCUGCCGAUAGUUUGGCUAUAAUCGACAACCAUCCGCUUUUUGUGGUCUUAAUUGGCUAUCACCAAAACUUGGGCUCUCCAAGAGGUUAAUGAAUGCUCACUUACGCCCUCAGAAAGAAGGCGACAAAUUUCUUCUCGUAUAAAUCGCUCGUCGACAUUGGUACGGGGAAGUUAGACGCAAGCGGCAGCCACAGCAAAAGGCGAGAACGUAGGUUUAGGUUCACCAAAAGGAAUUUCAGCACUUGUAGAGUCGGAGAAAGUCAUGUCCAAGUAGAACAUCGGCGCACAUAUCUGGCAAGACCGAUAGCUUGGCCUUCUCGCAUAUUGUACCUUCCUUGUGUGGCGCUGGUAAGACGGUGGUUCCCAUGGAUAUUUGGGUGCGAGAGUUAUGAACCUUCUGCUUUUUUGGAGCACCACUGAAAAAAUGUAACUUUCAGAAAUAUCUGUGUCACUUAGGGCCUGGAAAGUAGUCCAUUUAUCUGUAGUUCAACCACUGCGUUUGAGAGACAGCCAGGAGCAGCAGCUGAUGCCACGGCAGAAGUGGUAGGAUACAUAGCGGAAGCGACGACUUUUCGGUUUCGUGAUGUUAGGCACACCUUUUGGAAUUGCCCCAUUUCUGCCGCAUUCUUUGCAUAACGCAUAGCGCGCGGGAGACCGAACGACGGUGCCUGUCGUAUCCACAAAAGAAACAUUUGCUACCGAAUGAAGCAGAUGCCAUUAGGGCAGGCUCUUUAACGGUAUUCGACGAAGCUUCACAUGAUUCAAUAGCGGCAGAGAAUGAGGUCGUCGGAGGGUUCUGAUACGACCCUGCCAACUCCGGUGACCUUGCCCAAUCAAAGGUAGUUUGGAAGUUCAAAUUCUUCUGCUUCAAUAGCCUCUGCCGAAUCUGGUUUGACGAAAGGCCACUGAUGAACGCAUCUCUGGUGGCAUCGUCGCGAUUUUGUUCUGACGUAACGGUUUUAAAGUAGCAGUUCCCAGCUAAGGACUUUAGCUUUUGAACAAACUGGUCGAGGGUUUGUCCGCCUUCCUGUCUGCAUGUUGCCAGAAGAUGGCAGGCAAAGCUUUCAUUCUAAGGUUUUAAGUGGAGAUUUGGUAGCAAUUUAACAGCUUCUCCGUAACUGGAGCAUUCUCUAAUGCAUUCCUAGACUUUUGGAAAAACGUAGUUAGUCCGAACGCUUAAUUAGUCCGGUUGCAGGCUAUCGAUCGUGGACAAGAAAUUUUUAAAAGCGCGAAACCAAUGGUUCCACUCUUUAGAGGCGUCUUGAGCAUUCAGAUCAACAUCGAAUCAUUCUGGCCUAAGAAAUCGAUCUUUUCUGGAGUUGUAAGAUGAGUACAUUAUUGUAGCUAGGACACUAGCUAGCGUGCACACCAGAGGGGGACACAAACAAAUGGGGAUGCAAGAAUCAGAACGAGGAUACCAUAUACUAGGGCCCUAUUUGUCUUGCAAUUGAAGAAAUGGAACUAAAACGAGAAAUAGAACAGAAGAAGAUAAGAUGGAAUUUCACCGGGCCAUAAGUUAACAUGACACCUAUCUUCACGGGGGAGGGGGGAUAAGGCAAAUUGCGAAACCUACUGCGACACCAAUCUCAUCAACGUUCUUGUGAAGGUCAUCGUCAUUGCCAUUCUCGAGCAAUAUCAGAAUUUGCGUGAGUCGAGGACCUGAGCUGCACGUGAAUGUGCCGACCAGAUAUUCACACAGUGGCGCAUUCUUAAAUUCGUCAUGGUUACUAACACCCGACGAGCGUGUUUUGUUGAUUAUGCCGUAGUCUUCGUCUUCGUCCAUUAUCCGUUACGGUGGCAGAUAAUAAAACUCGAUGGUAUGCCGACAAAUUAUCGCCAUGAUUAUGGCCGGUAAUCGCUCCACCACCACGAGUUCUAGCCUAAAACACUCCGCUAGCCUUUUGAUAUUCGGUCCGGCGUUCGACAAGGUCGUACUCUGUUGUCCAUUCUGUUCAAUUUCAUCGUCAACUAAAUUCUCGGAAGAGCCCUAGACGGCUUUUAUAAAGUCGAUUUUCUACCCAUGUGCUUUUCGAUUGAUGUUGACAACGCUGACAAUAUGGUCCUUUUGACAUGAAGCUUUUGUGACCUAUAGAACGUAAUGCCACGGGCAAAGGUGGUUGUUUCAACGGUUGGUUUGUCGGUCUACAUACUGCGAAGCGCAAAAUUGCUUCGAGUUGCCUUUCUGACAAGUAAAAUGUACCGCUAAGAAUGACUGACUUAGCGAAAUAAACGCUUUCAAAUACCUCAGACGAAGAAGCUAGCAGGUGGACUUAGUUAAAUUGACGUUUUCUUCUUAAUCGAUACUGCCCGCAGGAUUUUCGCAGUUCCUAGGACGUUUCUAUGGGCUCGAUGCGAUAUUCCCACCUCCAGAAAAGUCUGCGUGUGCCGUGCAUCCGUCCGUCCAGUUCUGUGCAGUCGUGUAUGUCAGAUUAAGCGCGUGGGAGAUGGACGAAAACUAGAGCUGCUUGAACCGCCGUUGCCUGGGAAGCGUUCUUUGAGUGGAUUUUAGCGACUUUAUCUCAAAUGAGACUGCGUUCACUGCGACAGCAUUACGAGGACAUACCUGACCAUCCUAGAAAGGCGACUGCUGUGGUUUAGACACGUUCUUUAUCGCCCGCACGGGUUUAGUGUUACUUCCCUCGACCCACUGCCGCUGCCGUCCUGCAGUCACCGAGGUCAGCUCCAAAGCUGACGCAACACAGUCCCUCUGAAUACGGAGGUGGCUUUUGAACUCGUGGCUAUCGAUCUCCAUCGCCAGAAAUCAGGGCUAGUCGAGUUCGUCAGAGCCGCUGUCGCAGAUCGUCACGUGUGGAGAGGUACAAUCCGUGACAUCAUCGAGGCUGGUAGGAUCAGCCGUGAUCACAUCCGUACCAAGAAUAAUUUGGAGUCUAGUCUCCGUGUGUAAGAAGAUGCCCCUGGAAACCAGUCCAUAGUUCGCGUCUGGCUUCCUCGACGUGGUUUUGUCAUCCCCAUUGCAUCGGACUUUAUGCACAACUGCGAAGCUUCAGCCAGCGACAUCAUGUAAUGAAUUGUAGGCGACGGUUUGUAGGCCGUGCCUAUCUCUGGGGCCGUCGGCGGCCGGGAGGCCGUCCCAUGGAUUUCCUUGGUGUAAGUUAAUGUCCUUCACACUUGGCUGCCGUUCUUUUGGUUGUCCUCCCGCUGUUAUAUCCAAAAGCAGUUCGAUUGUUGCGAACGACGUCUUCAGCCUGUCCCACGGAGUGGGUGCAGCAUUGGCGAUAUACUCAUGAAUUCGUUUAUAGUAAGACAGGCUUGUGCAGCAUCUACCGCACUCUCUUCCCUCAUCCACUUUGCCCCGGUGGCAUGACAAAGCAAAAGCAACCGGCAGUGGGCUCCGGCACGGUAGUUGGCAAUGUCAAAAGAUCUGUCUGCGUAUCCCACACGACCUGAUCCCACUACAUUUCAGCCUUUUAUAAGGGCCACUCAGAUCUCACAUGAGGGAGCCAUUGCAGCAUGACCUAGUCCUGGGGAGGACCGUGUUGUCCCGUCCGUUGUCAACCUUGUAAGCCACGACGUCGUGAUUGAUUUAAGCGCACCAGGUUUGUUAUAGUGAAAGGAGCGCUGAUUUGCCGUGGUGAUGGAUUCUCCAGUUUCGGCUUCGCCUUUUUUUUAUCUCACAUUCACCAGUCGACUGUUAACGAGCUGGUGAUGAAGUUGGGCGCAGAGGCUAACUGGGCGUGAGGGCCUACAUCUAGGCUCGCCACCACACCCCUCUCAUAUACGACAGCAGUUAUGGUCGUCCGCGCUGCCCAAUAAACGCCUGCCACAAACCAGUCUGAUCCCCGUUCUUGCGGCGCAGCCCCUUGUGGGGACCAAUGUUAUGCACCUACAGGACGGCGACCACUAAGCGAGACAUCGGAAAGAUCGAUAAUGACGGGUCACACGUGUGAAUUUCAUCUUUUUUGCGCAGCACAUGUCUUGGCAGCAAGACGACAGACCCGGCUAUUCGAAAUGUCGUCUGGUUAUUAAGAGUGUUCCUCUUCCUUCUCAAAAUAUCCCUCUGGGACCCUUAUAUCUGCUCAUUCAUAGGGCCGCCUUAUCGGUUGGCGUGACCGAGGCUCCACAUCACCUAUUUGCUGAGGGUAAAGUUUUCUGGUUUUGCAUUCGCCACGUUCUGCUCCGAAUGAAACCAAACGCACUGAAUCGUUUUCACGACAUAAAAACUUUGGGCAAAAAAGUUGAGAUUGUCUAUACCCAAAUCUUCGGUACGUAAUAUGUUCAGGCUUUGAAACUUUUCAACAACAUUUUCACCUGUGUCCACUCGUUCUACUUUUUAAUGUGCCCUAUUUCUACUUUAUUUAGCGAUUUUUGGUCUGGCGAUGUCGUUGUUCCACGUGAGCGUGUCGACCACUACGUGAAGCUUGCUUUGGACCAUUCCUCCGACCUCGCCAACUAUUUCAGGCAUGCACUUCUUGUAGAAAACUACUUGGACUCCUUGAAGGUAAUACUGCAAGUAUUGAAGGCCAUUUGUAUACACGUCUGGGAAUGCCAUACGCAAAGCGACUUACUUUUGGACUGAGUUUAAAUCAAGCCUGUUUCAGAUCUGAGUUCACUACACCCUUAUCUGAACGGUCAGUGCACUCGUUCCUAUUUGUUUUGUACACAGGCAAUAGCUUCACCAUAUUCCUGACAGGGGAAUCAACUAGAUCUCAAACAUUCGGUUAACCGACUUCUGCAACUUCAUGUUGCAGUUGUGAUGGGUUCGGCCCAUCUCUCUGUCCCGCCAGCAUUCCAGAUGGUUUAUUGCUUAACUUCGACUAGCAAGUUGUACCUUUUCCUUCCUUGGGAAAGUGUCGGAAGGAAUAUACUAUUCUGAACUGGAUAUCACGGGGGUUAAUUUAAUAGCUUUUCUCCCGAAAACAGCGUAAUUUUUCGAUCAUUGUUACUGCUUUUGGCCGUCAGUUACCUCUUACGUCGUACUCGUAGUCUGUUCCAUGUCCACACCAGACACUUUCACAACUAACUAAGGUGACACACCUACGGUUUGACCCUCCUCUUUUGGUCGCAAUCAUUGUAUUCGUAGCCUCAUGCAGGGAAAGGGCGUGGUUUGGUAUGAGAGUCCUUUUGAGGUCGCCUCAAGAGGUAUGGUAAUAACUUUGCUUCCACCUUGUCCGUUUAUUUUCACAGAAGCAGCCUCACCAUAAAGUUUCAAGCAUCACUCUACGUCCUUUGCAAGUCAACGUUUUUUUUCUUCCAGUUUGGUCUAUACAUGUACAUGCUCUCCAUACUCGGCGGAUUUUUCAACCUGAUCACUCUGGUCACAAUUGGUAAGCACAUUUCUUAAACUUCAGGGCUAUUCGAUCGCCCCUUCAUUACAUGUUCACCAACGGGGGAAUUUGCGACUCGCAUGCAUUAUUGCGUCCUCCCCCACCCCCAAUCCGCACCGGUUUUAACACUUCAUAUUAUGAUUAAUUUUCUGUUUUCAGCCUUCGUCCUUCUUUUCACUCUGCCGAAACCGUAUAAAGUAUAUCAGGUGAGCAUCACAACUUUUAGCCAAUAGGGAGAUUUCGCGCCCACUUUGCCCCGUUUUUACCUCGCAGUAAAUUGAAAAACUUGAUUUUCCAGUGUAUGGGUCUCCCGCAAACUUCUUUCCGGUCGACAGGCGGCAUGCCAGUAAUUAUAGAAUUACUUUUGCACUUUUCGACUUCUGCCUUCGAAGGCGGCGGAUCAUCAAUAUUUACUCUUAUGCCCUGUGGGCAGUACAAGCAUUUGUCCUUUAUAUUUUCUUCGGAAGACUGCAGUAAUGCGGUGUAUUCAGACGUCUGGAGGAGGCUAUUUAAAGUCCGGUCUCACAAUGAGCUUUUUCUCACCGGCGGCCACCUGGCCCUACCUAGCACAGCAUCGAAACAAAAGUGUAUCGGUGUUGACUAGAGUAAUUACUUUUUGAUCACUCAAGGGCUCACCAAGUUGGCCAUUCCGCACGAUUUCACUUUGCCUGCCACUCUGCCGAAGUCAUCCUGCUUGUAUUUCUGCCAGCCCUCCGCCACCCCUUAGAUUUGCGACUUCUGACACGACUUUCUUUUACGAUUUCUUUUUUGUUGACUUUCUAGUCUCAAAUCGACGAGGCCAUCAAUGCUGCCCGUAAGCGAUUCGACGACGUUUCGAGCAAGUAAGUUUAGGUCGAAUUUUCUGCGCCCUUUUCAUCUCUGGUCGCUUUCAUCAGGAAACCAGUCAUAAGUUGCCGUCGUAACCUGAUAAUAAGUCAUUACUCCCUCUCACUUGACGGCCUGUCUUAGUAAUGCUAGUACAAUUUAAUCACAUGUUUUUACUAACCACGGGAGACUUGCAUUUAUUGGAUAAGUGCUUAGAAAGUUGAAGUAGGCAGUACUUUUCGUUAUCAGUAGCUCGUAACCGCAGUUAGACAGAGGACGUGCAUUCAAUUGUCAGCGGUUAGUCGGCGUUUGCGGGGGGUACUAUUCCUAGAGCAACCAGCACAGGACGUCUUACAUCAUUAGCCAACUUUGCUAUGUGAAAUUGUCUGCCUAAAAAGUGCUGGAUUAGGGCUUCUAUAUGUGUUCUUCAUCAGUAUCCUCACAGCCCUGCCUGCUGGACUAAAACCUGUCCGAGAAACCCCAAGCUCGAGCAUUCCAUGUUUGCACUGUUGAAGUAAUUUUAAUAAUUUCCAAUAUACAGCAUCUGCACAACAGAGUUUUGAUCCGAACUAAGAGAGCGAAAUUGGAAUCAAGCAUUUGUCAGUUUCUUUAUUUAAGCCAGAUCGCCUUAUUGUUUUCCACCUCGGGUUUUUAUCACCGACUGUGAAACCUCGUCUAAUUUGGCCGUGCGCUUCUCGGCUCAUAGUGUAAACGGGACAGAAUCACCUAAGCAGAAAAUGGUUUGUAAUUCCCGUUUUGCCAUAAUCCCGCCCAUUUUGACACUUAUCGCUUGGACCCCUGUCUAUAGGACUGAUAGUGACUACCUUGAGGUGAAACCGGGCGCGUUAAACUCAAAUCACACAAUCUUGGCCUCCAACGGCUGCCUCGGCUUAAGCCACGUUUACCUUUACGCCCCGUAUGCUCAAACGGGCUUGCCAUUGACGUCAGGCUACCUCCCAAUCGACAAAGCCUCCCGGUCGUUAAAAUUUGCCCGCCCGUCAAGCAACCUCCGCUCACCCGCCGUUUGAAGGCUGUCAGUGACGAAGUACCGGAAAGAUUAACCUUUUCAAACGGAUUGCCAUUGGGGAAUAUGGCACGUGGACAGAUUAUGAGUGCAUUUUCCCGAUAAACAUUUGAACCAUCACCUUGCGCUUCCCUCCGCCGUCGUAUUUGCAAUGAAAGGGUGCUCUGAUUACCAUAUUUUGGCCAACGUUAUUGCCUAUGUUUGCCUGAGGUCUGACACGAGUGUCUGGGCUUUUUUAAGUCGCUGCUCCAUUCGUCUGGCCUCGGCAAAACCGAGUGUGGACGUCAUCGUACACCCCGAGCAAACAAGGAGAAAAAUGUGCACAAUUCUUCAGAUUCAACUGCUGUCCACCAAGUAGAGUCGUGAGCGUACAUUAGUCACCAGGAUAAUCAGGUUACGCUUUAAACAGUAGUUUAAGGUGGGAAUACCAUAAGGAAAGAUUUAUUAGGCGCAUAGACCCCAACUUCUCUUUCAGGCGACAGUGUCACUGCCGGUGAACCAGGGCACGCGACGACAACAUUAAGCCGUUAAGUCGAGGAUUGAGUGUGUUGUCGACCAGUUUUCUGGAUUUGUGAAGCCAAGGUCAAGGAUAUUAUGUCUGAGCGACCUGCGAAGGAGAUGAUCGCUCUGCGCUGAUCCGGACGCAUUUCUCCGGUGCGGCCAGUCGCCUGAGUUGUUUGAUCAGCAUGUCUAACGCUGGGGCGUCUGAGAUGCCGUGCGGUGGCCUUGUUUCGAGCGCGUUCGCAGCAGUGAGUUGCCUUGACGCUGCAAGAAGGGGCGAUUGGUAGCGCCAUAAUGUCAGCUCUUGCACUCUUCACAACUGAACAGCGCCUUCUCACCUACCGCGAGCUUGUUUAACAGAACAGCUAAACCGUCCGACCUAUGUAACUCGCAUAACCUGGUAUGUUGCAAUCUCCAAGCUAUCAAGAGGCGGAGCGCACGGUUCCAGAUGUAUCACUAAAGCUGGUAAGCCUAUAGACUACUUCUUGUAGAUACCAAGGGUUUCCAGCCGCAGUGCACCAUCACUUGUACUGUCGGUUAAAAAGGCACCUCCAUUAAUAUUCUGAAGGGCAUUUGUACUCUCAGCCGAGUUACUACAGUAUGCAUUUGCGGUCGUUUCUUAGUUGCACCCGUUUAUAAUUAAAGUAGGACGUCCAGCCGUGCGAAGGAGAGCUCACCGUCAUAAUAUGAGUUUAAGAAAGAGAGACAAAUUAUCAUUUGUCGCUCCUUCGUCGUAGGGUCCAGCACUUGAUGGCCUUCUUUCCCCGCAAUUACAACACACCGUCGUGACAGGCUUACAUUAACUUUGAUCGAGGCAUCUACCAUUCAUUCUAUUAAGAGGCCGUCGUGAAUCCUGCAGCCAUUAUUCCUCUAGUUUUUUAUGGCUAAUCUGCGGACCGUUCGCGUCCAACGAGUUUAUAGUGAAAAGAAAACAAAAUUUAUGCUCCUGCCUGGGAAGAAAUGAUCUUUCCGUUCGUCACAAUUCCGGUUAUGUAGGACCACCAUCUCCUUAGCAGGACGAAAUACUGAAUUUUGCUGGCUGGACUAAGGUUUUUAUGCCCGCUAAAGACCUCUUUCCGUCCUGUACAAGCAAACGGUAUGUUUUUAAUCAGGAAAUUGGUGAAAUGGGCACAUUUCUUUGAUGUACCCGAAUUGACCUUCAAUAAUCCGCAGACAAGCUUAGUGCGAUAAGUGGCCCGAGUUGUCGAACCUCGUGUCGCAGUCAACCCCAGAUUUGCUACUUAGGGCUAAGAUCGCGGGGUUAGAUAAGUCAGCGAAUCAGUAUUCACCCAGUAGUCAUCGAUAAUCGUGACAUAUUCCUUCUCAUUGGUACCCCGGUGCCCUUUAACACUUGGGUGAUGAAUGACUAGGUCCUUUGCUGUAUUUGUGUACAUUUCUGUCCAUACAUGCAGUAGCCCUUCACUCGCUUGAGUCGUUCCCUGGAUGCCCCGCUGUUUUGUCAACUCAGACCUUAUCCAAACAAAAUCUGUAAGGAUUGUUGUAUUGACUACAUCUCACAAAAACCCAACGGAGUGUUUGUCUUUUGGUGACUUCUUUGUCCCGACACCAUAUUAAGCGGUAGGGAGUGGUUCUUAGCAAUCAUGGCUAAUUAGCCUUCUAUUCAAAAGAGAGACCCAAUAAAACUUGCCAGAUACGUCUAUAAGGCUCAGGAAUGAAUCGUAGCGAUAGUUAAUCCGUCGUAAUCGGCAGUGGACACGCUCUCUUAGCAAAGAUUCUGGUCACUGUGCAGUGUUGUAGCCUCACAGUGCAUACCUAAAAGCACCCCUGGCUAAUUGAAACAUCAGACCUCAUUUUAGCUCUCUUUAUCGAUCCUUGUUAACAAAAACCACAAAAGCAAAUGUGCAUAGUCACCGUUUAUUCCAACCCUGGGCGAAGAGACAAGACCAACUCGAUACGGAGCCCAAUUACCUCGCUGAACAUUUAAUCCUGCCUGCCUGUAUGUUGAGAACUAUUAACUCAGUUGCGCUAUUAUUUCCAUUUUUCGCUACUGUGCGCACGAUUGACCAAACAGAAACGAAGACAAGGCGCAACCGAACUGAAGCAGUUUGGUUUUUAAUUUUUUUCGGGUUCUAAGCGGACUGACAGCGCCCGGCAGACAAAAAUUGAUCUGUUGCCGGUCAUCUUAAACCCCGUGUGCAACCGCCCGUAGGUUACAAUGUUCAUUGUGGACGCCAAGGGCCCGUAGUUUGAGAAUCAGCUACCCCCCGAUCACCUUAAAACUAAAAGUUCCUGGUCACGAACCUAACAGCGACAGCAUUCAGGCGAGACACUGACAGCUGAUGCUUUAUUAUCCGAUAUACAAACGGUCGGGCUUGUCGGUGCUACCGAGGCACAUUCUAAUCAAUCUUCAAAUCGCGAAGAUCAGUAGCCGCAGGGCCGCUAUUUGCUGUUCUUUCGUAGUCUGUAUUGCCACGUAUCAUGACGUUUCAUUGUUUCGCGCACCCUUUGCCGAAUUUCGAAAUUGGUGUGCUUUUUAAUCAAUCGACAAUUCACUCCGAAAUCGAUUUCUUUUACCAAUCAACGCUUUCGUAGUGUUUAUUGUAGCUGCGUGAGUGCACUCUGUUGUGUUCUUGCACUUUGACGCAUACGAAAGCGGCGUUACUCGAAUCUCCAAAGAUCAUGCACUUUGGUAGCCAUAUAGUAGUAUGAUCAGAAAACUGUCAAUCAUCCUAAACGUCUACUUUAUCGUUUUUUCCAGAAUUAAGACCCUACUAGAAAAAGUACCAGGGCUACGCAAGGCCAAAACAAACUAA
Spirometra erinaceieuropaei is the source of this 13958-nucleotide messenger RNA. Lineage: Eukaryota; Metazoa; Platyhelminthes; Cestoda; Diphyllobothriidea; Diphyllobothriidae. The record is from the annotation of a GenBank genome assembly.